GGGCUGCUCUCUUCUUGGUAUAUAUAGGAAGGAGUCUAUUAGACGUGUUAUAGAGGCUUCCUCCAGAAUCCGCAUAAGGUCCAAGGUAGGGCCACCCUAGGUCAGCGAGGAGGCGCGGGGCCCUAGCGGGCCAGGGACAAGCCUGGAGCGCGCCGGAUGGCAGCAGUGGGCUCCUUUAAGAGGCCGGCGGCUCCAGCGCAGCAUCCCCCGCUCAGGGCGUGUCCGUCCCGGGAGGCCAGGGGCGGGGGCCUCGGAAGGAGCGGGAGUUCAAGCCGAGUGGGGACGGGGCUAGGAGUCGGGGGUCGGGGCAGAAAGCUGGGGCUGACACCCGUGCACCUGGACACCGCGCAAGCAUCGCCUGUGACAGCGCCCCGGGUCCGGUCGAGGGCAGCGCGGGGAGGAGGGAAGGAGGAGGAGAAGGAGGAGGAGGCGGGAGCAGUAUCCGGAGCGGAGCUGCAGCAGCGCCGCCUUUUGUGCUGCGGCCGCGGAGCCCCCGAGGGCCUGCAGCUCAGCACCAUAGUGGGGCACAGGGGUCAUGGCCUGCCUCCAUGAGACACGCACGCCCUCCCCUUCCUUUGGGGGCUUCGUGUCUACCCUGAGCGAGGCAUCCAUGCGCAAGCUGGACCCAGACACUUCAGACUGCACCCCUGAGAAGGACCUGACGCCUACCCAGUGUGUACUUCGAGAUGUAGUGCCUCUGGGUGGGCAGGGUGGGGGUGGGCCCAGCCCUUCCCCAGGUGGAGAGCCGCCCCCUGAGCCUUUUGCCAACAGUGUCCUGCAGCUGCAUGAGCAGGACACAGGUGGCUCAGGGGGAGCUACUGGGUCACCAGAAAGUCGGGCAUCUAGAGUUCGAGCUGAUGAAGUGCGGCUGCAGUGCCAGAGUGGUAGUGGCUUCCUUGAAGGUCUCUUUGGCUGCCUGCGCCCUGUGUGGACCAUGAUUGGCAAAGCCUACUCCACAGAGCACAAGCAGCAGCAGGAAGACCUUUGGGAAGUUCCCUUUGAGGAAAUCCUGGACCUGCAGUGGGUAGGCUCAGGGGCCCAGGGUGCUGUCUUCUUGGGGCGCUUCCAUGGGGAGGAGGUCGCUGUGAAGAAGGUGCGAGACCUCAAAGAGACUGAUAUUAAGCAUCUGCGCAAGCUGAAGCAUCCCAACAUCAUCACUUUCAAGGGUGUGUGUACCCAGGCUCCCUGCUACUGCAUCCUCAUGGAGUUCUGUGCCCAGGGCCAGCUGUAUGAAGUACUACGGGCUGGUCGCCCUGUCACCCCCUCCUUGCUGGUUGACUGGUCCAUGGGCAUUGCUGGUGGCAUGAACUACCUUCACCUGCACAAGAUUAUCCACAGAGACCUCAAAUCCCCCAACAUGCUUAUCACAUACGACGACGUGGUGAAGAUCUCAGAUUUUGGAACUUCCAAGGAGCUGAGUGACAAGAGCACCAAGAUGUCCUUUGCCGGGACAGUAGCAUGGAUGGCCCCUGAAGUGAUCCGUAAUGAGCCUGUCUCUGAGAAAGUCGACAUCUGGUCCUUUGGCGUGGUGCUAUGGGAACUACUGACCGGUGAGAUUCCAUACAAAGAUGUAGAUUCCUCAGCCAUCAUCUGGGGUGUGGGAAGCAACAGUCUUCAUCUACCUGUGCCCUCCAGCUGCCCAGAUGGGUUCAAAAUCCUGCUUCGCCAGUGCUGGAAUAGCAAACCACGAAAUCGUCCAUCAUUCCGACAGAUCCUGCUGCAUCUGGACAUCGCCUCAGCUGAUGUGCUCUCCACACCCCAGGAGACUUACUUUAAGUCCCAGGCAGAGUGGCGGGAAGAGGUAAAGCUGCACUUUGAAAAGAUUAAGUCAGAAGGGACCUGUCUGCACCGCCUAGAAGAGGAACUGGUGAUGCGGAGGAGGGAGGAACUCAGGCACGCCUUGGACAUCAGGGAACACUAUGAACGGAAGCUGGAGAGAGCCAACAACCUGUACAUGGAACUGAAUGCCCUCAUGUUGCAGCUGGAACUCAAGGAACGGGAACUGCUUAGGAGGGAACAAGCCUUAGAGCGGAGGUGCCCAGGCUUGCUGAAGUCACAUCCAUCACGGAGCCUCCUCCAUGGUAAUACAAUGGAGAAACUCAUCAAGAAGAGAAAUGUACCACAGAAGCUGUCACCCCAUAGCAAAAGGCCAGAUAUCCUCAAGACAGAGUCUUUGCUACCUAAAUUAGAUGCAGCCCUAAGUGGGGUGGGGCUGCCUGGGUGUCCUAAGGGCCCUCCCUCACCAGGACGGAGUCGCCGUGGCAAGACCCGUCAUCGCAAGUCCAGCACGAAGGGAAGCUGUGGGGACCUGCCUGGGCUUCGUACAGCUAUGCCACCCCACGAACCUGGAGGACCAGGGGGCCUAGGAGUAGGACCCCCAGCGUGGGAGGCCUGCCCCCCUGCCCUCCGUGGGCUCCACCAUGACCUUCUGCUCCGCAAGAUGUCAUCAUCAUCCCCAGACCUGCUGACAGCAGCACUGGGAGCAAGGGGUCGGGGAGCUACAGGAGGAGCUGGGGAUCCUGGCUCACCUCCUCCACCCCGGGGUGACACUCCCCCAAGCGAGGGCUCAGCUCCUGGCUCCACUAGCCCAGAUUCACCUGGGGGAGCCAAAGGGGAGCCACCUCCAUCAGUAGGGCCCUGUGAAAGUGUGGGGCUGCUGGGAACUGGAAGGGAAGGGACAGCGGGCCGGGGAGGAAGCCGGGCUGGGUCCCAGCACUUGACCCCAGCUGCACUGCUGUACAGGGCUGCUGUCACUCGAAGUCAGAAACGUGGCAUCUCAUCAGAAGAGGAAGAAGGAGAGGUAGACAGUGAAGUAGAACUGACACCAAGCCAGAGGUGGCCCCAGGGCCUGAACAUGCGCCAGUCACUAUCUACCUUCAGCUCAGAGAAUCCAUCAGAUGGGGAAGAAGGUACAGCUAGUGAGCCUUCCCCCAGUGGUACACCAGAAGUUGGCAGCACCAACACUGAUGAACGGCCAGAUGAACGGUCUGAUGACAUGUGCUCCCAGGGCUCAGAAAUCCCACUGGACCCACCUGCUUCAGAGGUGGUCCCUGAACCCAGCUCCCCGCCUAUCUCACACCAGGACCUACUUAGAAGUGAGCAGGGCCCUCCCAAUUCUGAGGACUCAGACUGUGACAGCAAUGAAUUGGACAACUCCAACAGCGUUGAAGCCUUGCCGCCCCCAGCUUCCCUCCCUCCAUGAAAGCCACUUUUAUUCCCUGUACAUAGAUAAAUAUUUAUAAUACAAGUAAUAUAUAUGCGCCACAUAAUCACAGAAAGAUGGGGCUGUCCCAGCCUUAAUUCAGGCUUGAGGGAGACUGGCCCCCUGGACCAAUUUACCUAAUUACUCUAGGGACACUGGCAGCUGUGGAAAUGAAUGACUACUACUGCCCUAGAGCUGUUUGUAAAGGGAAACUGGCCCCUUGUUGCUUCACCCCAUUCCUAUGUUAAGCAAGCAGCUAGGCAAUAGGAAAGCCAGGCUUGUCUCUACCUUCUCUAUCCCCAAACACUGGGGACAGGAGAGGAACCACUAAAACUGCACUUUUUUCUGUUUUCCGUUUACUGUUUACAUAUUUUGCACUUGGGAGGAAAGGAACUAAGGCUGGGUCCUCCCCUCUGAGGUUUCUCAGGUGGCAAUUUAACUCAUCUCUGUCUCUCCAUUUCUCUACCCAAGCCCCAGCUUAGAGCCCAGGGGGGAAUUAGGAAACUGAUAGCAUGUGAUGGCUCAGGCUGAAGAACUGGGGUGCUGUUUAAAUCCCUGCUCUUAUCCUGGUGCCUGAUUUGGGGUGGGGACUGUCAUAUUGUAAACCCCUGUGAACAACCUUGAAAUAUAACCACUCCAUGCAGGCCCAGCUGUUGAGGGUUUUCUUGAUGAAUGAAUGGGGUAGAAAACAUGUUUAAAACAGAAUUUUACCUGAGGACUUUUUACAAGUUACUUUCUGCUGCUUCUCACUAAAUUAACUAUGUCAUACUCCAGAUUUCCAAAGGUUUUGGCAUAUAUGGUAGCAGGUACACUUUCUAAAUGAUUAUAAACACUUGUUGUACGCAAGACUACAAAUGAACUGUUAUUAGAAACAAGACAGUUAAAUUUUCAAAGUAUGCAAGCGUGAACAAAGGGACAGACAUUCCCAAGAAGCUGAAUCCCAAUCACAUUCAGUUCCAUCUGUUUUCGUAGGUACACAUGUGCAUCCUCCCUCUACCCUCAGAGAAGUGCCUGUCUACUCUAUACUUAAAGUCCUAAGAAAAUAUAUCCUCAAUCUUUGGGCACAAGCUUUACAAAGACCAACCAGGUACAGUGUCAUGGGAAAAAAGGACCAAAGGCCAAUAAAAAACAUGGAGUGGUAAAACAGAAGAAAAUAUCUUAGUUGGAAUAGUCUUCUGUUCAAAACCCAACGGGGUCCUGUGUGGGAUAAAGGUACAAAAAUAACAGCAAGACAACAGGAAUAAAACCCACAUGAAUCACUGUGGCAUCCAGUUUCUAUUCACAAAGAAAAAGCUCCAGUCCAUCUUUUAAUUUUUUUUGAAAAAUUCCUGACAUUACAGAACUAAACUGAAAUGUAUUAAUAUUCCACUCUUACAUUUUCCAUGACAAACAGAAAAAUUCAUGAGCCAAAAAAAAAAAAAAAAAAAAAAAAAAAAAGGGGGGG
This is a messenger RNA of Castor canadensis (American beaver), 4646 nucleotides long. RefSeq names its product mitogen-activated protein kinase kinase kinase 12 (gene Map3k12). The record is from RefSeq and is a predicted model, not a curated record. Gene Ontology annotation, molecular function: ATP binding; MAP kinase kinase kinase activity. Gene Ontology annotation, cellular component: cytoplasm. Gene Ontology annotation, biological process: protein autophosphorylation; JNK cascade. NCBI's taxonomy places the organism in Eukaryota, Metazoa, Chordata, Mammalia, Rodentia, Castoridae.